GAAAUUACGCAACUAUACUUUCGAAAACACAGGCGGGCAACCUUAAGCAACUAAGCUAAUGUGAAUAUAAUUCACUCGAGCCUUUUUAGAAAGUACUAUUUACAUGCCAUUCGAAAGGCAAGCAUACUAGGAUUUAUCCUAAUCUUUAGCGGCACUUGACAUAUUUUCACAGGUAUAUAAGAGAAGAUCAGCGACUCACAGUGUGUUAAGGAUGUCUUUAGAAUACAUGCACUUUUCCCAUGCACGUCUGAUAUUAAUGCAUAUUAUUUACCCAUCGUGCUGGUAACCAUAUCUAACGCUUUUUAUAACGUGGCCACGUCAUUUGCAGACUGCGCAAACUCCUUGACAUGUUCAGCUGAUCGACGUGAAGAUGCCGACGGAUCCGGUACGGUUGGGUCGGAAGCGCCCGGUCCCGUCCUGCCCGAACCCGCUAUUCCUGCAGUGGUUAACAGAGUUACGGGACCACGCUAAGGAAAAGGGCUUGAAAACGCAGUACGUGUACCAAAAGGCCAUAAACUCUUUGAAGAGAUAUCCGCUCCCGCUGAAAAACGGAAAAGAGGCGAAGAUCCUGCAGAAUUUCGGCGACGGGAUUUGCAAGAUUUUGGACGAGAGGCUUCAGAAGCAUUACCGUGAAAACGGUUCUGAUGCUCCAAUCCACUUGGCUACAUCUUGCCAAAAAAGCAACAUGGCUUCCUCUAAACAGAUGGAAGAACAUCACAAAGAACCUUCGGGAAACGAUGGUGAACUUAUGAAACAGAGACAAAAAUCUGUACGAAAGGAAGAAGCAACUAAGAAAAAGAGAGAAUAUGUGCCGCAGAAGAGGUCUGGAGGUUAUGCUGUACUGCUCACAUUGUAUAGACAUGCACAGAUGCCUGGGAGCAAAGGCUUCAUGUUUAGGAAUGAACUACAAACUGAGGCACAACUUUUGUGUGACAAGUCCUUCACAGUGCCUGAUCUUGGUAGCAAGUACACUGCCUGGUCCUCAGUGAGCACGCUUAUUCAGAAAGACCUUCUGGUGAAGACUCACAGUCCUGCCAGGUAUUCAUUGACUGAACAGGGUCUGGCUUUAGCCGAGAAGCUGGAUUCAAAAGAGAGUGGGAUGGAUAAAGAACAAGCGGAAGAAAAGAGCGAAGAGGAAAUCUCUGGGCAUAGACCUGGGGUUGUGGACCUGACUUUGGAGGAGGAGGAAGAUGAGGAGAAAGGAGAGAAAGAGAGCUGCUCAAGCAAGUCUUCAGAAAGGAUUACCACAGCUCUGUCUGUGAACCAGGCCAAGAAUCUUGCCCCUGCGUCAGAUGCCACAGGAAAAGGUUGCUAUCUUCUCCCUGGCUUUUAUGACAUUGUGUUAUGUGUUGACUUCAUUGAGACAACAGGGGGAAGCAGUGGACGCAAGCAAGAAUUGGUUAAGGAACUGCAAAGGAAUGGUGUGACCUUUGACAUCAGGAAACUGAAUGUAGGGGACUUCCUUUGGGUGGCACGUGAGAAAGUGGCACCUGUGCCAGGACAGUUACGUCCUCCAGUGGGAACAGAGCUAGUGCUUGAUUACAUAAUUGAGAGGAAGAGAAUGGAUGACCUGUGUGGAAGCAUCAUAGACGGACGCUUCAGGGAGCAGAAGUUCCGACUGAAGAGGUGUGGUCUGUGUAAACCCAUUUAUCUAGUGGAGGAGUGCGGAUCAGCAGCAGCUCAUCUCAGUUUACCUGAGAGUACAUUACAGCAAGCUAUAGUCAACACACAGGUGGUUGAUGGCUUCUUCGUGAAACGCGUACAAGAUGUGAAGGAGUCAGCUGCUUACCUCACUAUCAUGACCAGAUACCUCCAGAAACUCUACCAGAAUUGCACUUUAAUCUGUCGCUCCAGAGAACUGGAAUGGGAUGGAGAGAAUGAGAGGGAGGAAACGGAGAACCUCUCCUGUUCUCUCAUGUCCUUUACAGAGUUUAACCAUGGGGCUAUUAAAAACAAGUGCCAAACAGUGCGGGAAGUAUUUGCGAGACAGCUCAUGCAGAUCAGUGGAAUAUCUGGUGAUAAAGCGGCCGCUGUGCUUGAACACUACAGCACAGUCAGCAGUUUAUUGAAGGCAUAUGAUCAGUGUUCCAGUGAAACAGAAAAGGAGAAGCUACUGUCAUCCAUCAAAUAUGGAAAACUCAAAAGCUGCAUCCAGUGAAGCAGUCGUUAGCUGCCUCUCUGUGCCAAGAGUCUCACUGGAAGUGUCUUCUCCUCACUCUGCUCAUGUUUGGCUGUUUCGGCACACUGGGCUGGUGCAACCUCUGCAAAGUUCCA
This is a messenger RNA of Myxocyprinus asiaticus (Chinese sucker), 2274 nucleotides long. Its product is annotated as crossover junction endonuclease MUS81-like. Gene Ontology annotation, biological process: resolution of meiotic recombination intermediates; DNA catabolic process; double-strand break repair via break-induced replication. The transcript is spliced from 16 exons. The coding region runs from base 371 to 2158 and encodes 595 amino acids. NCBI's taxonomy places the organism in Eukaryota, Metazoa, Chordata, Actinopteri, Cypriniformes, Catostomidae. Gene Ontology annotation, cellular component: Holliday junction resolvase complex; nucleus. The record is from RefSeq and is a predicted model, not a curated record. Gene Ontology annotation, molecular function: DNA binding; crossover junction DNA endonuclease activity; 3'-flap endonuclease activity.